Messenger RNA from Engraulis encrasicolus (European anchovy), 2549 nucleotides. RefSeq lists its product as uncharacterized. The coding region runs from base 87 to 2159 and encodes 690 amino acids. Lineage: Eukaryota; Metazoa; Chordata; Actinopteri; Clupeiformes; Engraulidae. The transcript is spliced from 11 exons. The record is from RefSeq and is a predicted model, not a curated record.
CACUCACAGAGGAGUCAGAUCAUAGAUGUGUAUCUAUGAGUCAGAUUCUAUAAUUCCAUAAUUAAUCGUUAUUUUUUCGAGCAACUAUGGCUGAACGUCUACGAACUUGCGAACUUUGUUCAAACAAAAUUGGACAAUUGCAUAUGUUACCAAAAGACCCACAAGUGAAAACGGAAUGGCUUAAAUUUAUUUUUGGAGCUGUGCCAGAGAAGCAUAGUUCAAAGUUAAGUGUGUGUACACUGCACUUCGACGAGAAUGACUAUACCAACUUUGGCCAGUUCCAUAGUGGAUUUGCGGCGAAGUUACAUUUGAAACCAGACGCAGUGCCAUCAUCCCGACUGUCUGGUUGUAGGCCUACUGUACCCACCUGCUUAGGAACACCCACGUUCAAGGAUGCGGCUUGUCAGACAGACCCACCCAGUCUGUCCACCAAGGGUACUCAGUUGUCAGCAAAGACUUUACGAGGUUAUCGUGUGAAAAGCAGAGAAAUUCAAACACCAUGCGCAGCUGCCACUGAAACGACUUGGGAAGCCCUGACCUCCACACCCAUCAAGUCACGGCCAGCCAAAAGACCACGCUUGGCUGUGGAGGAGGAUGACGAUGAACUGCUAGAUGAAGGGGAAGACUCCUCAUUAGUCGCUGAACCACAUGACUCCACAUAUGUGCCCGACCAAGACACAAUGUCAGACUUGGAGUCAUCGCAUAUUUCUGACACCAGCCACAGUCACACAGAUGUUAAGUACAUUGUGAGCGAGAAGUGCCUUUUGGAGAUCUUCGAAAAGUGCCCCCUUUGCAAAACAAAAAGCGAUGUCACACCGCACAGACGAGGCACCUUCUUGACUGUACAGCAAAAAUGUGGCCGGUGUGGGUACUACCGGGAAUGGAGCAGUCAGCCAGUGACAGGGACCUGUCCAACAACAAAUUUACAACUCUCUGCAGCCAUUUACUUCACCGGCACAUCAUUUUUCCAGCUGAACAAGGUAUUCAAAGCGUUGAACCUCAGGUCCAUUGGGUAUACAACUUUCAGAAGACAUGCACGGACAUACCUGGAGCCAGCUAUUAUUCACAAGUGGCAUCAAUUUCAGGAGGAACAGUGGAAGGAUCUCAGCCAACACAAAGUCAAACUUGGUGGCGAUAUGAGGGCAGACAGUCCAGGUCACAGUGCGAAGUAUGGCAGCUACUCGCUGAUGAACCUGGAGAACAACAACAUUAUUGAUGUGCAGCUUGUUCAGAGCAAUGAGGUUGGAGGUAGCUGCAAUAUGGAGAAGGAGGGUCUGAGAAGAAGCCUGGAGUUGCUUGACUCAAAGGGUGUGGCAGUGGACUACAUUGUAACUGACCGGCACCCUCAAAUACAGAAAUACCUGCGUGAUCGUGAUGUCCAGCAUUUCUAUGACGUCUGGCACUUUGAAAAAGGUCUAUCUAAGAAACUUGACAAGCUGUCCAAAGACAAAGAAUGCGAACUUCUAAAAAAGUGGCGGCGGAGCAUCGGGAACCAUGCUUACUGGGCAGCAACAUCCUCUUCCACAGGCCCUGAAAAACUGGCCAAAUGGACCUCCAUUUUAAACCACAUACAAAAUAGGCACACCCAUGAUGACCCCACCUUUCCCAAAUGUCUGCACCCUGCGCUGCCUCAAAAAAGAUCAAAAAAAUGGUUUAAGCCAGGCUCCAAAGCUCUCUGCAAGGUGGAGAAGCUACUUCUUAGCAAAAGGGUCCUGACAGAUGUGCAGAAGCUCAGCUCCGACUACCAAACGUCUACAUUGGAGGCAUUCCAUAGUGUGCUAUUAAGAUUCACACCGAAGAAUGUGGUCUUCCCAUUUAUUGGGAUGUUGUGCAGACUGUACCUGGCAGCACUGCACUUUAAUGAGAAUGCUCGUCGCUGCCAAGCUAAAACAUCAUCUGGCCGCCUGAAAUUUAAAAUGAGUUUCCCCAAGGCAAAAAAAGGAGCAGCAUCUGUGAAGCCAGUAAAAACGGCACCUACAUACAAUUACAUCUUCGAAUUGAUGGAGUUGCUUUUCAAGGAGGUCGUCCUCAACCCCCAGCCAUUCCAAGAUGAAAUGCGAGCAAUCAAUGUCCCCAGCUUCCUCUCAGCGCAGUAUGUACACCCCACCAUGGACGACGCUGUGGCAGCAUACAAGUCGCGUUUCAGAGUGGAGGCCUGAACCCAACAUAUUGCCCCGUCCCAUCAGGGAACUCUCGCCGGACACGCUGGACGACACAGGAGGGGAUCACUACUCGAACUGUCCGGCCCAGAUACCCCCAGCACCAGCUAACAAAAAACCGAUACGCCAGGAAUCUACAACGGCUGUAAAAGACAAGAAGAGGAAGAAGAGGGAAAAGGAUGCUGUUAAUGUAUAGGAAUUUCUUACUGUAUAUAUAUAUAUAUUAGUACACUGUUAGCAUUACUGUGUGUGUGUGUGUGUGUCUGUGUGUGCGCGCGUGGGUGGUUGCCUUUUAAGUCAUAAUACAGCAAAAUACAACAAAUUCUGUCUGAUUGAUCCUUAUUUCUUUAUAAAGUAUUAUUGGUAGAUGUAAGUGAAUGUGCUUAAUAU